Drosophila erecta is the source of this 496-nucleotide messenger RNA. RefSeq names its product immune-induced peptide 23 (gene BomBc1). The coding region runs from base 34 to 387 and encodes 117 amino acids. Gene Ontology annotation, biological process: defense response. The record is from RefSeq and is a predicted model, not a curated record. Lineage: Eukaryota; Metazoa; Arthropoda; Insecta; Diptera; Drosophilidae. The transcript has 2 exons.
CUCGAGCAGAUUCGUCUAGCAGCUAGAUUGAGAAUGAGGUGCCUGAUUGUGUCCUUUGCAAUUGUCGCUGUCCUGGCUUUCCAGGCCACAGCCGGAGAUGUGAUUAUCGGCGGAGUAUGCCAGGAUUGCAGUCCUCCGGUGGCGGAAAACGUUGUGGUCGGUGGCCAAUCCUACAGGACGGGUAGGCCGGGCCAGGGAACGGUCUAUAUCAAUUCGCCCGACGCUUAUCCAGGAGCUCUGGGCUCUCCAGUCCGGCGACCUGCGUCUGGCGGCGGACGAGGCGGUGGCUCCCAGUAUCCGGAUGGCUACAGUGGUCGCCUGCCUGGUGGCACUUACCUUCACAAUAAGGAUUGCGUGGGCUGCAGCAUCAGCGGAGGUGGUGAUUAAGCAAUUAAACAGUGUUCAGAACAUAAAAUACCUCGCAUUUUUUAUUUUUCCGGCAUUACUGACCACUCUUUAAUAAAUUCGCAAGUGUUAACUUUCGUUGGUCACAUUA